GUGGGAAAGGGAGUGUGUGUUUUACUGAGACAGACCAAAGCAGGCACCGACUUUACAAUGCAUUGAAGACCUUCCCUUCUGAAGCUCCCUGUGAAAUGAAACAAUAAAGAAGAAAAUGCUUGUCAGCUGUUAGUUGGAUACCACUGCAAUUCCUCCUGACUGUUGUGGAGAAGAAGAUCUUGGCUCUGUAGCCUCCCCCUGUGAUUGGCUGUCACACUUUAGGCUCCCCCUCCUCUCUCUGACUCCCCUCUUCUCUCUCUCUCUCUCUCUCUCUCUCUCUCUCUCUCUCUCUCUCCUCUGCUACUAACCCCCUCCAUACUGUCCUCAGGCUCACCUGAGCCACAACUGCAGAAACGCUGGACCUCCUCCUCCACACACAUACACACACACACACACACACACACACACAAAAAAACACACACACACACACACACACACACACACACACACACACACACUUGCACGCUCUCUCUCUUUCUCUCUCUCAUGUACACACACUCAGCUUUUCACCUGGAGAGGGCAGGCGCAAGGGAAGGCAUGUGCAGCAGCAGCAGUCUCUCCUCACAUCUAGCGCUGCCUCUCUGAGUUGCUUCUUUCUGGAGAGUGGAGAGGAACUCUGAAAAAGAGAUUUUGGAGCCAUUGUCCCUUGGCGAAAGCAGGCGAGACAGGGGCAGUGAGGGAGCACUUGUAAACCCAGGGACACCAAAGGCAACGCACAUCAUGAUUUUGGGAGGCAUAAACCGGGCCGGGGCGGCGGUGCCGACGUUCUUGCGGACCCCCACGAUGAUCCAGCCCCACCUGGACAUGAAGCCCUUUCUGCAGUUCCCCAUGGACACCACCCCUCCUCCGCACAGCAUGAACCUCUUCCACAACUUCAACACGAUGGAUCCCGUGCAGAAGGCUGUGAUCAACCACACGUUUGGAGUUCCACUGAUCAAGACAAAGCGACCAGUCAUCUCCUGUAACGUCUGCCAGAUCCGCUUCAACUCAGAGAGCCAAGCAGAAGCCCAUUACAAAGGAAACCGGCAUGCCAGGAGAAUCAAGGGCAUCGAGACCUCUAAGAGUCGCCCUCAGGAGGGGGAUAAGCAUCAUACUGUGCCCCCCACCUCCUCCCCGUCUCCGCCCGGAGUCCCUGGAACUGCCCCAGACAGCGAGCCCAGCAAAGCGGAUGAAACACGGCCUCUGUCACAGUUAAAUAGUCCCCUGCUGGCCCCAGGGCCCCUUCUCCCUCUUACCACCCCACCUACCCCACCCAUAGACUCCCCCAUUGCCUCAGUGUGUCCCCUUCUGCCCACCCACACUCCUCCCCUGAUCCCCCCUUCCUCAUCCUCCCCAGGCAUUGCCAGCUCAGAGCAGCCCGGAUCUGGACCCCCAGUUUCAGGAGCUGCCGGCACCACGGCCUCCAGCCCGGCCAAUCCAGAGACAGAAGAGGACAAGGCCAAGAAGCUGCUAUACUGCUCACUGUGCAAAGUGGCUGUCAAUUCCUUGUCACAGUUGGAGGCUCACAACAAAGGUACCAAACACAAAACUAUCUUAGAGGCACGGAGCGGGCUGGGCCCCAUCAAGGCAUAUCCUCGCCUGGGCCCCAAGCCCAUUGGAGAGCAGGCAGGGGGGCCGGUGGACCCCAACACUCAGGAACGAACCUUCCACUGUGAGAUCUGUAAUGUGCGGGUCAACUCUGAACUGCAACUCAAACAGCAUAUAUCAAGUCGAAGGCACCGGGACGGCAUGGCGGGCAAGCCUAACCCCCUCCUCAGCCGACACAAGAAGCACAGGGGAGCUGAUCUGACGUCUUCUUUGACCUUCUCCAAGGAUCUCACCAAAGCUUUGGGUGCUGGGCUCUUGCCCAGCCCCUUGGCUGUUGCUGCAGCAAUGGCCGCUGCAGCUUCCUCGAACCAUCUGGCUCUCCGUGCAGCAGCUCCUGGGCACCACCCGCACCAUCACCUAUUACAAGGCCCGCCUCUUAGCCACGCCAUCCUGAGACCCGCCCCCGGGCCUAUCCGCACCACCCACGGGCAAAUCCUCUUCUCCCCUUACUGACACAUCACCCUCUGACUUUGGCCAGUCAGGAACAGCCACUCCAAAAGCACACUGUGAAGAUACAAACAUGAUCAACAAACAGCAAUUGAUAGGGGGGAAAUUCCAACCAUUUAAAUAUUGAACUGAGAGAAAAGCAAGGGAAAGGAGCAGUGGAGAGGAGUUAAAGUAUAUGUCUUUCUUCCCUUUACCUGAAACUCUCCCUCCAUUUCAAAGACUUCUGAAUGAUCUGCAGAUGGAAUGAGCAGAGGAGAGAUUUUCAUUAUGCAUUGAACUCCCUUGUACAUCUCUCACCUCCCCUGGUUCCUCUCCCUUGCACUGUGGCCCUGCCAUGGCCACCUCGAUAGCUACAGAAGAAACACAUGCACACUGUACUAGAAAGAUUAAACCACAUGUAGUGUUACAUAAUUAUUCUGGGCCAGGUUGGUUUUCUCCUGUCAUCACGGCUCAACGUGUUCUUCUCAUCCUAUGCACCUCAAAAACCAAGACAAUAAUGUUAUGUCAGUAGGGUAGCUGCUUCAAUCAGUCUUUGCUGUAUGCGCCACAUGUAGCUGUGGCAGCCUCCACGGUACAGUCCCCUUCUGCACUGAAGGCCAGCAACUCUUCAGUUUGUGACACUAGGUCUUCGCUAUAUACAACAUGACUUGGGUUGACAGGGAGGUCAUAGCCAUCUGAACAUGUCUGAUGGUGGUGGUGGUGGUGGGGUUAGGAGAGCAGAAAAGUAACUGUGGGGAUUGCACUCCCCUGUUAUUUCCUGAGACGGUGAGGUGAGAGGAGGGCUGGCACAGGUCAGCGGAUUGACCCCAGGCAGCAUGCAGACACACACAGGCCAAAACGAAUAUGUGUUUUAAAAUAGA
Molecule: messenger RNA, 2894 nt
Organism: Sander lucioperca (pikeperch)
Lineage: Eukaryota; Metazoa; Chordata; Actinopteri; Perciformes; Percidae
Gene: znf385a
Product: zinc finger protein 385A
Exons: 8
Coding region: 721-2040 (439 amino acids)
Cellular component (GO): nucleus
Molecular function (GO): nucleic acid binding; zinc ion binding
Source: RefSeq, a predicted model, not a curated record